AGCGAUGAAGAGGCAAUGGUGACGCUUACAAAGCAGGCGACCACUAUGACAUUGACCAGCAGCAAGCCAGAGCCAUCCAGCGAUCCGAACCGCAAGAUAACCGACCGGGCGGCUAAUAUUCAGCGCAUGCGCGAGGCCAGCGCAAUGGGCAAGAAUAUGGCAUUUGGCAUGAUUCAUACUGGGAACGGUGCCGGCGGGUUCGGGGGAAAUGCUGGAUGACCAGAAUGACUCAGUGCCGCUGGGCGGCCUGAGGCGUGCGGCCGGCACGACGACUAGCCAGCAGUCCGGCAGUUCCGCGGCCAUGAUACCCCAGCAAGCAUAUGGUGCGCCCACUCAGACCCACAGCACAGAGCCCGGCCAUAUAAAGAUGCUGAGGCAGCAGCAAAUGCAGCAGCUCGCGCUCCAGUUCAAUCCCCAGCCCGUCGCCAACUCGCAAUCGCUUACCAACCAGAUGCAGUUGCACCCGUCAAUGCAGCACCCGGCCCUGCUCAGCAUGCCUCUCAACCACCCCCACAUGACUGCACAGAUGAACAUGUACCAUGCACAACAAACUGUGAUGGCUGCCCAAGGCCAGUUUCUGCCGCACCAGCAGUCCCAAAAAGCAUCGCCUACCUCCCAAAAAUCGCAUCGCCAGCCAGCGGUCGAUCGGCUGUCUCAAACUGAAUCGCAGCAGGUGCCGGUAGAGCAGGGCUUGGAGCAACUGUCGGAAGCGAAGCCGACCGAGGAAUGCGAGUCCCAGUCACUGGCAUCGGCAUCAGCGCAGGACCAACAGCAGCUGCCGCUAUCUGGUCCACAAACGCCUCGGCAGAUGUCCCAGCAGCUCCCACACCAGGUUCUUAUGCAGCAGCAGCAGAUGCUGAUGGCGGCAGCAGCGGGAAACCCAAUGGUCGGCAGUCGGGCGUACCCAGGUACUCCGAAUAUGACCCCUGGGCGCCAGCUUCCAAACACGAUUCUCACGCCCCAAAUGCAGUCCUCGCCGAUUUCGCCCAUGUACAAUGCCCGGACCCCAAUAGGCCCGCACAUGGUUUUGAUGAACAGCAACGGCCAGCGUGUCAACGGCAGCAGCAGCACAAGCGCGCUCUACAAUAACGUCGGCUUGGCGCAGAUGGCCAGCAUGAUGGAGCACCCUGGCAAGCUGUCCCAGCAGCUCCAGCAGCAGCAUAUGCAGCAGUUUUACGCACAGAACGGAAUCCCAAUGGGCAUUCAUCAGCCCGGCGGCCCCCAGUUUGCCCAGUCGCCAGUGAUUCAGGGUGACCCACGUACAAUGCAGCUCAACGGGAUGAUGGGCCAGGUCGGUGUUGGUCCCAAUGGCACUCCGGUGUUUGCACCCAAGACCCCGAACAUAACGCCAGCGACUAACCACCAGUCAUUGAUGAGCUUCAUUCCGAACCUGCCAAUGACGGCCAAGGGCUCGAUGGCCAAGAACCCGCUCAUGCGCGAUCUCAGCAAGAUGAAGCGGUUCUCAACCAGCGAUUACGCUACCCGCCCGACCCUUCUUGCCGAGGCUGAUUCGCGCAAGGUCGCCAAAAAGGCGAUUCCCGGGCUUGGCGGCAGCUCCAGUCACAGCUUCCAGCCCGACAUUGCCCAGGCGCAGAAGCAGCUUCUGUACUUGCAGCAGCAGCUCCAGAUCCAGCAGCAGCAGCUCCAAGGCCAAAUGGAGCCGCAGACCCCACCAUCGCAGCCGCAGCAGACCCCACCAUCGCAGUCGCAGCAGACGCCGCGCCAGCAGCACCAGCGCGAGCCCAACCGUGGCGGCCGCCACGACACGCCCAACCAGGGCUCGCCCUCCUGCCACGCCCUUCAAAAGAACCACGGCAGACUGAGUGUCUCCUCGUCGACUUCAUACAUUGAUUCCGAGCGCUAUACCUCGAAGGGUGGUGAGCACCGCGGGCACACUAGACGCCCGCAUGGAGGCAACGCUCACCGGCACCCGACGUACUCCAGCGAGUACGACGAGGCCGAUCGCCACAGACAGCGCGAGUUCCGCCAGCGCACCUCCCCGUACCAGUCCAAGCCGCGCAAGCUCCUCGCUCGUGCGCGUCGCAGAAGCCAGCACAAUGAUGACUACUACGACUACUACGACUACGAUGACGAGGAGCCCUACCGCAGCGACUACUACGAUGAGUACGAUGAUCGUGAAUAUGACGCCCACCACUAUGACGAGCGCGAUGACAACUACCGCAGCAGACGCGGCGGCAACCAUCGCAGAUACCAGGAUCGCCCGCCGACGUCAAGGCGCGGGCGCGAACGCGAGGCGCGUGCUGGAAACCGCCACCGUGUGCCCUCGCAGGAGAGAGCCGGUGGCAGGGACGAGGUCCCAGGCCCAGUGAAGCGCAUCAUCGGCGAGCUUGAGGAUCCGCGCGACAAGAAGGGCUCCGGUCGCGGCGAGCGCAGGCACCACCGCCAGGAGUAUGCCUUGGAGUCGGAUGAUUCGGAGCCGGAGAGAAAAGGCAAGGCGAAGACCAAAUCCAAGGCGAAGGCCAAGGAAACGACUAAGGAAAAAGCCAAAGCCAAAACAAAUGCAGCUGCCAAAACGAGUAUCGACAGCACUAAGACUAGGUCGCCGCUGCUCCGCGCUAUGGCCAGUAUAAAAAGGUCCCGCUCUGGCUCAGGAUCCCCCAGGUCUGCUGCGUCUCUAUCGCCCGCAAGCAUCUGCAAGUCAGUUUUUAGCAGCGCCUCGAGCACGCGCAAGGACGCCGACGCCGACGCCGACGGUGUGGACAAGGACGAGCAAGAGUCAGAUGAUGAUAGCGAGAGUGAUGAUGCGGAGACCAACAGCACUCCGAGUACCAAGGCCGGGUCCCGGAACAGAUCGCUUGAAGAACGCUGGCGCCCCCAAGAAGCCGCGACCCAUCUCGAUGGUCACUGAGUGGACUGAGAGUGUACGCAAGCCCUUGCCUACACCGACCCCGCCGGGCAGAAAAGUCAGCUGCGCUUCAAAGUCUGCCGUUGUGGCAAUAUAGAAAUGUCACCACAUAUUUAUUGCAUAGUUAAAUUACCAGUUUACGUUUUACAUCAUCUGCAUUCCACUACACUCAAAUAUACAAUACACACACCAG
This is a messenger RNA of Linderina pennispora, 3059 nucleotides long. RefSeq lists its product as uncharacterized. The record is from RefSeq and is a predicted model, not a curated record. NCBI's taxonomy places the organism in Eukaryota, Fungi, Kickxellomycota, Kickxellomycetes, Kickxellales, Kickxellaceae. Bases 209 to 2869 code for a protein of 886 amino acids. The transcript is spliced from 2 exons.